Dicrocoelium dendriticum is the source of this 1365-nucleotide messenger RNA. Lineage: Eukaryota; Metazoa; Platyhelminthes; Trematoda; Plagiorchiida; Dicrocoeliidae. The record is from the annotation of a GenBank genome assembly.
AUGUAUUUUCAGCUAUUUCAUAAAGGUAUAUUUAUCACCCGGUUAUUACGGUUGGACCGAUGUGCAUCUCUGCCUGGUUUGCCGUAUUCCUCCAAUUGUAUUUCUCCCGAUAUUGUCCAAAAUUUCACUCCCAAGAAGGCUCUUUUGCUCUCCAAGAUGACCAAGCACGAAUUCUUGCGCUCUCUCGAGCAGUGCGCAGAUGAAGAACAUCUGAAUCUUGCUCUGCUGCGCCGCGGCGUCGACGUUGAUUUCCUCAGAUAUAGACACGAUUUGCAUUGUCGAAAAUUGUCAGAAAUUCAACGUACACUCAGAUCAAGAGGUUUGGAAGUUAAGGUAGUGGGUCGCAGCGACUAUCACGUGGAUGCAAUUGCCUGGGCUGAUGUGGUAUUCACUGCAGGUGGAGAUGGGACUUUUUUGUUGGGCGCAAGCAAAAUUCACAAUCGGACCAAGCCGCUUAUUGGAAUCAACACAGAUCCAGAUUUCUCCUAUGGUUAUCUUUGCCUGCCACGAAGCUACACAAGCAACUUUCAUCAGGCACUGGACUCCUUACUGGCAGGAAAUUUCGAGUACUUCUGGCGAAGUCGGAUUCGGGUCACCAUGUGGCAUCACCGCGAUCAACCCGUGAAGCCGGGACUUCUGGACAAGCGAAGACCUGUCGCCACAAACGGACCGGAUGAUUUUGCACCUCCUGUUUUGGACUGUUCUAUGGCAUCCCUCAUUCCGCAGCAUGCUCGGGAUCAGAUGAUACCUACCGUCCUUCCAGUUGUGGCAUUGAAUGAAGUGUAUAUUGGUGACGCUCUCGGUGCUCGGGUAUCCCACUAUGAAAUCUCCGUAGACGGUGAUGCAUCUGUCCGGCAAAAGUCUAGCGGCAUUCUCGUCAGCACUGGAACCGGAUCCACCUCUUGGUACAAACAGGUUACUGCUGUGUCCCCACAAACUGUAGCCCACCUGCUAUCAUUAGCGCGAGCGGUCGGAUACGGCGGGCAUAAUGCAAAAGCGCCAUCACCCAUCGAGCGUCACUAUAGCUCACCUCCGGAUCAAACCAACGCGUUUUCUCAUGGUGUCAUCUGUUUAGAUUCUGUCGCUGCAGAAGUGGCGAGGCAGUACAACGACUCUUUGCGCCUUGACCCUACCGAUGCACGUAUGGCGUAUGUCGUCCGCGAUCCAAUGUGUAACGCCGUCUUCAAUGUGGACAAACCGCGUGGACUCGCCACAAAUCUGCAAGUCCGAUCUUUGAUGCUGGAUGCCCAGUUGGUUUUUGAUGGAGGCUACACUUACCCAUUCCCAUACGGCUCAGUUGCGGUCUUCUCCACGAACGAACAAGACCCACUUUGCUGUGUUCGGCUGCGUGACUGUGGUUCUUGA